GCCCCGCUGAGUCAGGGAUGCGCCGGGCUCCUCGGGGUUGGCGUACACGAGCAGUUAAGGCUGACGCUUGCCGGCAGGAGGCAUGUAUGUAAAAGCCAAAAACCUGCUGUGAAUGUGUAAAUUGAUUAAAGAAUUGCGGAGUGCCCACUACAGUCCUUGGGAUUGUAGCGGAGGGGGGAAGCUGAUGCGCUCGGGUAAGCAGCCGUCCAGAAGUGCAGAGCGUGGCUGAGGGAACCAUGCAAACCGUGCGUCUGUCGUCACUCGCGGUAUCUUGAGCCAUUCACCUCGUGUCUGCCUCUGACCCUGCCAGGAUGCGCCGACCUCAGAGGAGCUGGAGCAGUUUGCCAAGGACCUCAAGCACAAGCGCAUCAUGCUGGGCUUCACGCAGGCUGACGUGGGACUGGCUCUGGGCACGCUCUAUGGGAAGAUGUUCAGCCAGACCACCAUCUGCCGCUUCGAAGCGCUCCAGCUCAGCUUUAAGAACAUGUGCAAGCUGAAGCCGCUGCUGCAGCGUUGGCUCAACGAGGCAGAGAACACGGACAACAUGCAGGAGAUGUGCAAUGCAGAGCAAGUGCUGGCCCAAGCCCGGAAGAGAAAACGCAGGACCAGCAUUGAGACCAACGUGAAGGGAACGCUGGAGAGCUUCUUCCGCAAAUGCGUGAAGCCCAGUCCCCAGGAGAUCUCCCAGAUUGCUGAGGACCUCAACCUGGACAAAGAUGUUGUCCGGGUCUGGUUCUGCAACCGGCGUCAGAAAGGCAAGCGUCUGCUGCUGCCCUUUGGCAAUGAGUCAGAGGGGGUGAUGUACGACAUGAACCAGUCCCUGGUGCCUCCCGGCCUGCCCAUCCCAGUGACAUCCCAGGGCUACAGCCUGGCGCCGUCCCCCCCCGUCUACAUGCCACCCUUCCAUAAGGCCGAGAUGUUCCCUCCGCCUCUGCAGCCCGGGAUCUCCAUGAACAACAGCAGCCACUGAACAGCAACGGGGGGGCAGGCAGUGGUGCACCCGUCCAGAGGCAGCAUCCCCCCCCCAGCCCUUCCCGGCCAUGUGAGCGCUGUCACAACAGCAGCCCUGUUUGGGGUCAGCUCCUCCUGCCUCUCCUGGGCCCCCCCUCCCUGUUACCUGCUGGGGCCAGGGGGAGCCGCCUGUGCCAGGCCCCAGCUGAGCUGCUCUCCCACGAGAACCAGAAAAAAGUAUUUCUUAAAUUGUUUUAGGGGUUGGGGGGAGGGGGAUUUGUUUUUUUUUUUCAAUGAUUCUGAUUGUAUUUCUAGUUUUUAAAAAGCGAAAAAUCUUUGUAGUGAUCACUAGUUUCCCAGCUGCCCCCUCCCUGCCAUGUAGAGCAAGGCUGGGGUGCUGAGAGGUGGGGGUCUCCUGCAGGCUCUGCCCCUGUCUGGGCAGCCGGAGGGAGCCAAGGGCCACAGCAGUGCUGGGGGAGCCCGGCAGCCCCCACCCCACCUGCCAACAGUGCAGGAGAGGGGUCACGCUGCACCCACUGUGGGCAGGGUAAGGGGGCAAGGGGGGCCAUGACUCCACAGUGUCACCAUGGAGCCAGUGGGGCUGACACCAUCCUGUCCAUGCUGCUAGCACCCCGUGCCUUUGAUCCUGCUGUAGUUGAUGAUUUAUUUUUUUCCUUAAUCAUAUUCCCUCUGGCAAUUAAAUAAAUCUCAGUUUUUUGGGGUA
Messenger RNA from Numida meleagris (helmeted guineafowl), 1675 nucleotides. RefSeq names its product POU domain, class 5, transcription factor 3. Gene Ontology annotation, molecular function: RNA polymerase II cis-regulatory region sequence-specific DNA binding; DNA-binding transcription factor activity, RNA polymerase II-specific. Bases 371 to 970 code for a protein of 199 amino acids. Gene Ontology annotation, biological process: regulation of transcription by RNA polymerase II. The record is from RefSeq and is a predicted model, not a curated record. NCBI's taxonomy places the organism in Eukaryota, Metazoa, Chordata, Aves, Galliformes, Numididae. The transcript is spliced from 4 exons.